Messenger RNA from Emiliania huxleyi CCMP1516, 605 nucleotides. RefSeq lists its product as hypothetical. NCBI's taxonomy places the organism in Eukaryota, Haptophyta, Isochrysidales, Noelaerhabdaceae. The transcript has a single exon. Bases 228 to 512 code for a protein of 94 amino acids. The record is from RefSeq and is a predicted model, not a curated record.
CUCUCUCCCGCCAAGCACAGGCCCUCUCGCCCUCUGUGCAGCAAGCCCCCGAUCCCGCCGCCACGCCCCACGCCCACGCCCUACGCCCCACCCCCUACGCCCCACGCCCACGCACGCCCCUCCCCUGCAGUAAACAUGCCGGACGCUCUGCGUGCCACCGACCCUCACCGCCACGUGCCCCCCCUCCAGCCCCCGCAUGCGCCUCCCUCUCCGCUCCUCAGCUGACAAUGUCCGUCUACCUCCUCGCUAAUGGAAGCAUGCCGCAGCCGCAGCCGCAGCCCGGGUUUGAUGCAGGGGGUUCGAUCACGAUCAAGAUGACGGGCCCGGGCGCAAUCAAGAGGUGGCGUUCGUCAACCUUGAUCACCUUUGCCCACCUCCACCAGCAAGCGUCGCAAAAGUUUAGCGUGGCGUGCUUUUCCCUCCGAUACGACGACGACGAGGGCGAUGACGUUGAGAUCUCUACGGUGUGGAACUCUCCCUGGCUGUAUAUACUCCGCCGCCUAGUAUCGUGACCCUGCGCCCUCACAGGAUGACGAGCUCGCGGAAGCCAUUCGUCAGGCUAUGGUGGCAGACGAAAAGCCCAUGCUGCGCUUUCGCCUCACGCC